AUAACGGCACCGAACAACAUUUACCGCUCCGCGUCACGAAUCGUCGUCGUCGUUGGCAUCAAUUAAAAAUCGAAAAAUUAUUCGUAAAUCAACUAAUUACGCAAGACGAGAGAUUCUCAUAAUACAGAAAACCGGCGGCAACGAGAGAAUCGCACGUGGGUCAAUGUCAAUGGAAAGUUGAUUGUUUGAAUAUUCAAAAAAUCGCGAGAUUGAGAAAAAAAGUCCGUUACGCUUCACGAGAGAGACACAAACAUAAAAUUUCGAUUGUGAAAGAAAAUUCUGUGAAUCAGAACUUUUUAUCGGAGCCACUUGCGGUUAUCUUUCGAUGAGUUGCAGGAAAAAAAAAGUUGUUUUCGCUUUUAAAUCUGCGCCUCGUCUGCUAUUUUUAGUCAACAAAGUCUCUGAUGAGAAAAAGAUAAAAGAGUUGUGAUAAGCGUUACUCUCGUAAUUAGUUUUGAUUCAUCAUUUCGCGAGGUAAGAAGUCGCACGAUGGAGUCUAAUGCCGCGAAGAAACAAGAUAAAUUACGGGAAGAAUGCCCGGUGAAGGGCACUUCAUAUUUGAGUCAACUUACGUUCGCGUGGACCAUGAAGAUUUUUAGUCAAGGCGCCAAAAAGCCAUUUACGACAGAAGAUCUUUAUCAACCGCUAAAGUCACAUAAAUCAGAAACUCUCGGCUGCAAAUUGUACGAUGAAUGGAACAACGAACUCGAGCGAUGUAAACAAAAAGAAGGCAGAUCUCCGAGCUUAAUUCGCGUUGGUUUGCGAGUUUUUUGGUGGCAAAUCACUUUAAUCGCCAUUGUCGAGUUCAUAGAAGAAUUUUUCGUUCGAAUUAUUCAACCAAUCUUUUUGGCGGGACUCAUCACGGACUUUUCCAAGACUUAUGACGUCAUGGAUUUGGGAGAAGCUUAUUUGUAUGCUGUUGGAAUCGUCUUUUGCAGUUUAAUUCAAGUAUUUUUGAAGCAUCCAUGCUUCUUUUUUCAAACUCACGUUGGAAUGCAAAUGCGAGUCGCCGCUUCAUCGAUGUUGUACCGCAAAGUCCUCAAAUUGACGAAAAAUGCCUUGGAACGAAGCUCCAUCGGGCAAGUUGUGAAUUUAUUGUCGAACGAUGUGUCGCGAUUCGAUUUUGCGGUGACUUUUUUGCACUAUUUGUGGAUCGGACCGUUAGAAGUUGUCGUCAUCAGUGUCAUUUUGUACCAAGAAAUCGGCAUUAGCAUCCUGUUCGGGGUCAGUUUUAUGGUUUUAUUCGUGCCGCUACAAAUGUAUUUGGGGAAAUUGAACUCAAAGUUGCGUCUCAAGACGGCAAUUCGCACAGAUAAGCGAGUACGACUGAUGAACGAAAUAAUCCAGGGGAUUCAGGUAAUCAAGCAGUAUACGUGGGAAUUUGCAUUUGCGAAACUUGUGGAAGAUGCACGCAAAAAGGAGAUGCAUGUGAUACGGAAAGUCUCGUAUAUUCGGGGAAUUUUGAUGUCUUUUAUUCUUUUUACGACACGAACGAGCAUCUUUUUGAGUCUUGUUGGAUAUGUUUUGCUCGGGAAUUUUUUGGAUGCAAGGACAGCAUUUCUCGUGACAGCUUAUUUUAACAUUUUGCGGUUGCCGAUGACGUCGUUUUUCGCUCAAGCUUUAAACAAACACGCUGAAGUAACGAUUUCUGCUCGUCGAAUCGAAAAAUUCAUGCUUCUCGCUGAAAUAAGUGACGAUCAUCUAAAAAAUUCCAAGUCAAAUUCUGACAUCGCAAGUAUCAAAAUCAACAAAGCAUGCGCCAAAUGGGAUCCAAACACUCAAACGGAAAACACACUCGACGAAAUAACGUUAAAUCUCGAAGGAAGCUCCCUCAUCGCCGUUGUCGGAUACGUUGGAUCUGCCAAAAGCAGUUUACUCCAACUAAUUUUGAAAGAACUCCCCAUCGAAAGUGGCUCCAUCGACAUCAACGGCAGCAUUUCUUACGCUUCCCAAGAACCAUUUCUCUUUUCCGGAAGCGUGCGACAAAAUAUCCUCUUUGGACAAGAAUUCGAUGCGGAACGAUAUCGAACUGUGACGCGAAUUUGCGCUUUGGAUCAGGAUUUUCGGCAAUUUCCGCAUCGAGACAACACGAUAAUUGGAGAACGAGGCACCACGCUUUCAGGAGGGCAGAAAGCACGUGUCAAUCUUGCACGUGCCAUUUAUCGGAGGGCGAACAUUUAUUUGCUGGAUGAUCCGUUGAGUGCUGUGGACCCGCAUGUGAGCAAGCAUUUGUUCGAUAAGUGCAUUCGGAUGUUCUUGCAUGGGAAACUUGUGGUUUUGGUAACGAAUCAACUGGAAUAUUUGGAAAAAGUUGAUAAAGUCGUUUAUUUGGAACACGGAAAAGUGAAGGCGAUGGGAAAAUAUGACGAAUUGCUGAAGUUAGGAUUGGAUUUCACGAAAUUGGUCGAAAAAAAGGAAAAUCCCGAAGCAGAAAAGGAACGAAGUCGCGCCAACAGUUCAUCCUCGAACCGAACAAUUUCCCUUCAGCGUCAACCGAGCAUCGAAUCCAGCAUCGGCGACGAAUGCGAAGACCAACCACACGAUCGUGACCUCAUCCAAGUCGAAGAAACGCAGGAACGAGGCUCCAUCGGCUUAGAAGUCUACAAAAAAUACUUCCGCGCAUGCGGCGGCUACGGAUGCGUCAUAUUUCUCGCUUUUAUUUGCAUUUCGUCGCAAAUGUUUGCGAGCGGAGCAGAUUUCUAUUGGAGCGUUUGGGUUGCCAAGCAAAAAGAAUUGUCCGAACAAGAUCCUUUGGAUCUCGCAACGAACCAAAAACCCUCAAAUGACACGAGUUUUUGGCAAAAAUUGACCCUGGAUCCGUAUUUUGACGUUUAUUUGUUCACAGCAAUCACACUUUUGACGAUUAUCACGACUUUUUGGCGGAGUUUCUCGCUAAUUAAUGCCUGUGUGAGAGCCUCGAAGACUUUGCAUAAUGCGAUGUUUCAGAAAAUUGUGCGGGCGCGCAUGUAUUUCUUCAAUACGAACCCGAGCGGGAGGAUUUUGAACCGAUUUUCGAAGGAUGUUGGGCAAAUUGAUGAAAUUUUGCCGUCGAUUUGGAUUGAUCUCGUUCAACAUUUUCUCACGAUUUUUGGCGUGAUUUUUGUGACGUCACUCGUGAACCCAUAUUUCCUCAUUCCGAUCGUGUUAAUAGCAACUUUGUUCUAUUACCUUCGAUUAUACUACCUGAAGACAUCGAGCAGCUUAAAAAGACUCGAAGCGCUGACACGGAGCCCAAUUUACUCCCAUCUCUCAGCAUCUCUCGACGGAUUAUCGACAAUUCGAGCUUUUAAUGCCGAAUCCACGCUAAUUUCGGAGUUCGAUUCGUACCAAGAUACGCACAGUUCGGCUUUUUAUCUCUUCAUUGCCGUAAAUCGCGCUUUUGGAUUCCUCUUGGACUUUAUUUGUGUCUUUUAUAUUGCUGCAGUGACCUUUAGUUUCUUCUGGAUGGAAGCUACGGGAGGAAAUAUUGGUCUUGCCAUCACACAAGCUGUGAAUUUCCGUGUUCAAUUCGCGAUUCGUCAAUCAGCAGAGCUCGAAAAUACGAUGACAGCAGUUGAGAGAGUCGUCGAAUAUGAUGCGGUUGAGUCAGAGCAACUUACAGCGGAGAAGAAACCUCCAAAGUCGUGGCCUGAUGAAGGAAAAAUUAAAUAUUCGAAGCUUUCGUUGAAGUAUUUUGACGAUGAAAAUGCGGAAAAAGUUCUUGUUGAUGUUAGUUUCGAUGUGAAUUCGAAUGAGAAGAUUGGAAUUGUGGGCAGAACAGGUUCAGGAAAGUCUUCGCUAAUAAGUGCCUUGUUUAGAUUGUUUUAUAAUGAAGGAUUGAUCGCUAUUGAUACUCUUAAUACGGCGGAUAUUGGAUUGCAUGAUCUACGAAGCAAGAUUUCAAUAAUCCCGCAAGAGCCUGUGCUCUUUUCCGGCAGCGUUCGUUACAACUUAGACCCCUUCGAGGAAUUCACAGACGCCAAAUUAUGGAAUGUCCUCGAAGAAGUUCAACUCAAAGACGUUAUCGGCGAUUUACCUGCGGGAUUAUUGUCUCCCAUCACGGAAGGAGGCACGAAUUUCAGCGUUGGACAACGACAAUUAAUUUGUUUAGCACGCGCCAUCUUGCGGGAAAAUAAAAUUUUGGUAAUGGAUGAGGCAACGGCGAACGUUGACACCAACACAGAUGCUCUGAUACAAAAAACGAUCAGAAAUAAGUUUGGAAAUUGCACUGUGAUGACGAUUGCACAUCGAUUGAACACAAUUAUGGAUUCCGAUAAGAUAAUUGUCAUGAAUGAGGGACGCUGCAUCGAAUUUGGAACGCCGCAUGAGCUGUUAACUGCCACAGAAGGACCCCGAGUAUUCCAAGCGAUGGCACAACAAUCGGGAGAAACGUAUUUUGAUGGAUUUUUAAAAGUUGCUGAACGACAUUCGAAGAAACUUAAUUAGGAGUAAGUAGGAUAAGUAGAUAAAAAGGGUAAAAAAUACAAAUAAAAAGUUAUUUUUGUUAAAUUUUAUUUAAAAUAAUAA
Culicoides brevitarsis is the source of this 4506-nucleotide messenger RNA. Its product is annotated as probable multidrug resistance-associated protein lethal(2)03659. Bases 490 to 4425 code for a protein of 1311 amino acids. The record is from RefSeq and is a predicted model, not a curated record. Gene Ontology annotation, biological process: transmembrane transport. The transcript has 8 exons. Gene Ontology annotation, cellular component: membrane. NCBI's taxonomy places the organism in Eukaryota, Metazoa, Arthropoda, Insecta, Diptera, Ceratopogonidae. Gene Ontology annotation, molecular function: ABC-type transporter activity; ATP hydrolysis activity; ATP binding.